UAUGAAAUGGAAUGUGGACAAGCCGGACGAAGAAGGAACACCACUGGGAAGGAAGUGUACAAGGUGUAGUGGUGGUACAUGUGGUUAUUCCUGUUACAGAGAGAGCUACAAGUCUUCAUACUCAGGUAACAAGCACUUACAUAAGAAUGAUAAUCUCCCCACCUGGCAAAACGUCAGUACAACCAUUGAUAGAUCAAGAUGUGCCCGUAUCCUCCUAGGCUCAGUAUGUCUCAUCUGGAGUGGACUUACCUAUAUGCAUUGGACGGGCAAGUGGGCCAAGGGUAGUCCAUACUGGAACAACCACAUUUUGGAUGGUACUGGUCUAGAUGAUGGUACACUAUCCCAAUGGCUACAGGCCUUAGGAUUCCCUAAAGAUAUGUUGAAUGACAAAGGGCCGAAAAAUAGAUUAGAUCAGGUCAUAUGGGAUGGGUUUAGGGAUAUGCUUUUCUUGGGAUUCCUGGAGCCUAGUGGUCUCAGUGGUGAUGAUGUCAAGGACGACAAUGGCAAUACAGCGAGAAGUCCUUUCGGUAUGAAUUACGCCGGUUUUGUGCAUACUGCACAUAGGGAUUCAUUCAACACUGAUCAAGCUACUGUCUUCCCUAAUGGCACAAGUUCUAGUAGCGCUGGCCAAAUCAGUGAAACUAACCAGCAUAAAAACGGUGCCAUUUUCAAGCUCUAUAUUCUAUCAUGUGCCUACUUUACAGGGUUACAGAAGAAGGGUCCGCCGAAGGGGGACAAUCGGAAUCCCAAGACCAUCCGUGAGAUCCUCUACUGGCUAAGUGCAUUGCCAUAUAGUACGGCAUACCCAAAGAUACUGAAGCAUUCCAUAGAGCGCCUCAAGAGCGUGGCGCCAGUUGUUGGAGACAAAAAACAGCUUUCGUUCUACCAGACAGGCCGUAAUCAUCCCAUUACAGUUCAUGAAUUCAACCUCUUUGCUCACUUCCAAGCAGUGACCCAGUACUGCCCACUGGUCCUCAUAGGUAUACAGGGUGGAAUACAUAUUACUAAAGGCACCAAAGAACCACCCAUACACUCCUUAUACGCCAACACGGAGUGUUCCUUCACAUAUCCCACUGUAUCCAUCCAAGCAUACAACCAGGUGGUCCACUACAUUAGGGCAUUGUUCUACCAGUUGUACUUCCUAAGGAAGCAAUGUGCAGUGAAGGUCACUUGUGGAGGGAAAUGGCGUGAGUGUAGGUAUGGCAGUGGAGUGGUCUCCAAGGGGGUAAUCAGCUGGAUGUGCCUGGGGUGUAACCCCAUGGAACAUGAUAGGAAAUGGAGGGUAGAGAAGGUAAAUGGGGAGUUAGGAAAAGUAGUGUCUUCGGGGAAAUCAGAUGAUGUAGCAGUAAAGGUAAAGGAUGUGCUAGAGAAGAUUGGUGAUGUAGUGGUACAAUUGGGUAACGCCCAGGAGGCAUUGGAAGGGAAGGCUGAGAGUAAAGUGAUAGAGGGGGUGAAGGAGGCACUGGAGGGGGCUAAGCAGGGACUAGGGCAGGUGAAUGGUGGGCUGGAUGUGAAACUACAGGAGGCUAAGACGAAACUAGGGGAGCUGACGAAUGGUAGUGGUGGCGCACUACACACACUAGUGAAUGGUGGUGGUGCUGGGUCAUUACAGCAGAUAGCUAAUGCUGACGCAGACUGGAAGAAGGAAUACAGUAGUGCCAAGGACAAGAUAAGUGAAGCUAUCGAUGGAGUAAGGGAGGUACUGAGAGCACUAGAAAAGGAAGUGCCAGAGGUGGAUGACAGUACAAAUCUGAAUGGUCACAAAAAGAUGUUUAGCGGUGCCAUAAAAGCCAUACUAGAAAUUGUGGGUAGUACUAGAUGUGUUCACUGCCAAGACCAUGCCAACAAGUGUGGCAAAACACCAACACCCAGUGUCUGUGACAAAUGCCACCAACAAUACAUGGACGGCACGCCAUCACCCCUCCAGGCAUUUCUCGAGGAUCGCUUACCAGGGUUUAGUUGUCGUAGCACCAUGGACGAGCUGGACAAACAAGAGGCGGAUAGGGCUCAGAAAGGGAGAGAUGCACCUCCUGGGUCGGAGCUGAGUUAUCCCUCUGCAGCAUCCCACCUAGGACACUGUAAUGGCUCAGGCCAAUGCUGCCCACUUCCAAUGGGUUUUAGAGGUCAAUUCCAAAAACGAGUAACCAAUACAGGCCAACGCCUUUAUGGCAUCCUCUACUUCUUCAGUAAUGAGAACAUGAUGCAAUCAUGUGUUUAUACACUAGUGAGGGUCACAGCAGCACUCAGUGCCACCACACCACAGGUACUGGGUGAUGUCUUUGGGUUCUUUAGGGGUGGUGUGGGAAAUAAAGAGGAGGGAGAAAACAAGGAGAAGAAGAAGACAAAGUGUGGGCACGAUGGUAAUCCAGGUGACAAGGGAAACGAAAACAAAUACUUCUGCGGCUGGUGCGCUUCUGGGUUACGGGAUGAAGUAAAGAAGAUAGAGUGGAUUCCAAAGGGAGGAGACAGUGAUAAAGGAGGACACUACAUGGACAAAGUCGGUAAAGCGCUGAGAGAUAUUAAGGGAGACAAGGACAGUGCUGUCGCUCUAAAGUCAACUACUACAACUACUACCACUAAUACAUCCUUCUCACGACUCACUGAGAACUGCCACUACCUCUCCCCCCUAACAGGUGAACUUUACACCGCAGUGAGUGCCACCUUCGGUGGAACAUACCUCUCAUGGGUACUAUAUCUAUCAGAUGCACUUCAAUGGGGACUAGAAUCACUGGCCAGUGCAUUCAAGGAGAUUGAAUGCCGGGGCUGUAGAGAGUGUGACCCCAAUAAGUGCAAGAAGGGAAGUCAUGGUGGGACGGAUAGUGCACAAUGUAACUGCUCAUCAAUCGUAUCAUGUACCGGGGUACUGCCGGUGCUGUAUAGGCAUGGCUUCAGCUACGGUAACCCAUUCAAUCUGGAGGGGUACCACCAGAAGGAUGGAAAGACAGAUGGGCAGUAUGACAUUGAGGACACGAAGAAAGCUAGACGUUGUCACGAGUUCCUAGAAAGUCUUCAAGAUGUAAUCAACCAGAAGGAGGAGGCCACCUCUCAGGACCACCCCCUCACCAACCUCCUCUCCCAGGUCGGCAAGCUCCAAUACGACAUACGGCUCCCAUGGAUAUUUGUCCUCACGUUAGCCUGGCUAGUAGCAGUGCUCUACCUUGCCUUUGGUGCCAUAUGGCCACUGGACUGGACUCAUAUGAGGUCGCAUUGUAGGGGGUGGUUCAGGAAGGGUAGUUUGAGUCCAUGGGAGGUACUGAUGGUGGGCAAGAAGAAGGGAAGAGGGAUACUAGAGUUUUUUGGUAAGACAUAGUGGCAAAGUAGUGGCGCCUUUGGCGCAGUAACUAGGGAUAAUGUA
This is a messenger RNA of Babesia bovis T2Bo, 3355 nucleotides long. RefSeq names its product variant erythrocyte surface antigen-1 alpha subunit. The transcript has a single exon. The record is from RefSeq and is a predicted model, not a curated record. Bases 2 to 3310 code for a protein of 1102 amino acids. Lineage: Eukaryota; Apicomplexa; Aconoidasida; Piroplasmida; Babesiidae.